AUGGUGCUCAGCAACAAGGACAGUUUCGCAAUUCCUAAACAUCAUCGGAAGGACGAGUCUUAUGCUCGUUCAGGUGAGGGAUAUUCUCGUUAUCCUCGCAAGGAGAACCGGGAUGAUCACUACCCAGAUAGAGAGCUUCACUGGCGGGAGAAAGAUAGUAAGAUUGCUUCACGAGAAGUGGUCCUUUAUAAACCAGAUGCGUCUCAGAAGAAUCAUCAUGGGGAUAAUGCUCUGCAACAGGUGGAGCAUGAAAAUGAAACAUGUGGAAGAUCUCAGUCACCUAUCAAGAAGCUGGCAAGCAAAAUUGUUACACCCUCUUACGGGAACGUUACAAUCCGCAACAGAAGUAUAGUAAAAGCUCUCACUUUCCCCUCGGAAAGUGACAUUAGGAUGAGUCCUCCACGUGAUGCUCAGGUUAUUGGGGCUCUGAAGGAAAUGGGAAGUAACUCACAGACUGGUAUGGAGGAAGAGGACGCUAAUAUGGAUGAUAUGCUUGGAGAGGAGCUGAUGGAGAUGGAGCAAAGAAGUACAAGCAAAACUGAAUCGUAUAAAAGUAAAGCAACUGCCGAGGACAAAGCAAAAGCAAAGCCGAGGAGAGACGUAAGUUCCCGAAACAACAUCAAGAAGAGUGCGACAUGGGGUGUUCUCACAAUAAAGUUUCAUCGUAUUCGUCGCGGCUCUCCCUCUUAG
Molecule: messenger RNA, 690 nt
Organism: Eruca vesicaria subsp. sativa (arugula)
Lineage: Eukaryota; Viridiplantae; Streptophyta; Magnoliopsida; Brassicales; Brassicaceae
Source: the annotation of a GenBank genome assembly